Molecule: messenger RNA, 1696 nt
Organism: Asterias rubens (European starfish)
Lineage: Eukaryota; Metazoa; Echinodermata; Asteroidea; Forcipulatida; Asteriidae
Product: UPF0547 protein C16orf87 homolog
Exons: 5
Coding region: 224-760 (178 amino acids)
Source: RefSeq, a predicted model, not a curated record
CACACACCGCGGAUUAAAACACUUUAGCAGCUCUGCAUCAUCAUCUGACAGUGUCCUUUAAAAAUGUACUGUUUACUCUAAGUCUAAUUCAUUGGUUAAACAAUCAGGGGAAAUGGACAAGAUUGAUCAAUGCUAGUUUGUGAUUCCGAACACAGCAGAGGUGUGACCCCGGACGGGUGCCUGAGGAGUGUGGUGCAGUUUGGGGAUCAAUUCUUGCUGCACGAUGGUGAUGAAACAGUGUCCAGAUUGUGACCAACAGGUACCAGUGGCGUGUAAGGCUUGUUAUUGUGGCUAUGAGUUCUUCCAGAGAAGGGUCUACCAAGCCAAACCAGACCCACCAUCAUCAGAAAUAAACAAGAACAGAAGGACAGGUAGAGUGAAGAGGGAGAGGCCAGAUUAUUACAGCGCCAGUGAGUUUGAAACUCAGCUACGUCGGUUGUCCAAUAAGGCUGAACGAUGUGGGAGCACUAGCUCCGUCCCUAAAAGUCCCAAGAAGAGACACAGAGGACGUCCAAGAAAGAAAGGAACACUGAAUAAAAGCUCCAAGACAAAGGUCAAAGGGGAGAGUUCAAAUGCAGAUGCCAAGGACCACAAAGAGGAGGACAUGUACUCCAACCUGUCCACGGAGAACUCCUUUAAUUACUGCGUCGUCUUAAGUGAGAUCAACCGUAAGCUUCAGAGUCAAUGGAAUGGACCAGCAGACACCAAGAACGCCAUGGUGGAAGAUACACAGUAUGUCUUCAGGGAAGGUGACACAUAGAUAAAUAUAUCGGAGAGUGGAUGUUACGUUAUUUUUGCUUGUUGAGAGACUUAAAAGACUGUGUGAUAGCAGUCAGUGACAGAUUGCAAAAUCUACAAAAGUUGAAGUGAGAAAGUUACAUUUGUGUUUAAUAAAGGAACAUCUUGUCCAAAUCAAAUAGGCAGAAUUUGUCGGUAAGGAGAGCCAUGAAAGUGGGCCCUGGGCUGGAAGAGAUCAUAUUAAAAGCGCAGAAUUCAGGCUAUGAAACCUUUUUCAGGGCAUUUAGAUUAGAAGGUAUACAUAUACAGUGUAGAAAUCUGCAGCCAACCAUGCCAGAAUCUCCACGGCAAACACCUCAUCUUAACAAAGUGUACCAGGUUCUUUUACAUACAGAGCAGAAGAGUGUUGGCUGAAUCCCAGUAAUGACACUUAUGCACUUAACCAUAUUUGCUUUGCAAAAAGUUGGGAAAGAUUGCUUUCUGCUCUGACAGCCAGGCUCCUAGUUGAUGAUACCCAUGCCUACAUCCAUUCAGACUGUGAAGGGGGUAACCGUGUUUCAGCCCCAUGAGUAGGUGGCAGCUUGCCCCUGGUGACAGUUGAUUUGGGUCUAUACUCAAGUGUACAGCAUCAGUUGUUAAGUGUAGACCACACCCUUAAAGUAGCCUUGUUUGUCAGGCAAUAACUCAUAAAUGUAAUCCUGGCCGGCACGGUUGGCUGGUGCGUAAAGCGCUCGCCUCUCACCAAGGUGACCCCGGUUCGAUCCCCGGCCAGGGCCAUAUGUGAGUUGAGUUGUGCGUUGGUUCUCUGCUGUGCCACGAGGGUUUUCCAGACUGUCCAGAUUUCCUCCCUCAGGAAAACAUCAAAUACUUUCGAUCUUGAUCGUGCUCCGUGGUCAUAAUGGGUUGAUGUGGCUGGCAUCUGAAUGGGCUCUUGCAUGCCUGCUUCUCAAACACGUUU